AUGUCCGAAAAGCCGCAGGCACAAGAAGCUCCUGCUGCUCCUCCCGCGAGUGGGGCCGCAUCCGGAGGAGGUGGUGGAGGAGGUGGAGUGCUGCCCAUGGCCGAGAUCACCCAGGCGGCAGAGGCAGCAAAAGCCGCGGCGCGCUUUCAAGAUGCCGCGGACGCCCUCAAGAAGCAGGCUGCGCUUGUCAGGGACCCUGCCGAGCGGGAGAGGUUGUGGCAGGCUGCGUACGCCAAGGAGAAGGAGGCACACGGAGAGAGCAAGAAGGCGAGGUUGAUGGCGUCUGGAUGGGGCCAAGGUACAGGAUUCGGAAUCGGUAUCUCAAGUGCGGUGGGCAUGGGGCUGGGCAACCUCGUCGGGGCGCUGCUCAGCGGCGUCGUUGCUGUGCCGGGCAGCCUGAUCGGCGCCGGAGUCGGCGCGAUCCACGGGCCAUGGUACAGAUUCGCCGACGCGGUUGCCGGAAACGGUGGUGGUGGGACGAAAGCUGAUGCGGAUGCUGGUCAUGACAGGCUCGGAAAGGAUAUCAAGAAAUCGAAGUCGGACGAGAAGGACGGCGAUGAGACGGAUGACUCGGAGCGAGACGAGGAGGCGCACAAGGCUAUCGUGGAGGCUGCGAAGAAGCUCGAGGAGGAGGAGAAGGCGAAGUCGGGGGAGAAGAAGGCGGACCAGAAGUGA
Diaporthe citri is the source of this 675-nucleotide messenger RNA. RefSeq lists its product as uncharacterized. The record is from RefSeq and is a predicted model, not a curated record. The transcript is spliced from 2 exons. Lineage: Eukaryota; Fungi; Ascomycota; Sordariomycetes; Diaporthales; Diaporthaceae. The coding region runs from base 1 to 675 and encodes 224 amino acids.